This is a messenger RNA of Laccaria bicolor S238N-H82, 186 nucleotides long. RefSeq lists its product as uncharacterized. The coding region runs from base 1 to 186 and encodes 61 amino acids. Lineage: Eukaryota; Fungi; Basidiomycota; Agaricomycetes; Agaricales; Hydnangiaceae. The record is from RefSeq and is a predicted model, not a curated record. The transcript is spliced from 2 exons.
AUGAUCCAGAAUCAAUCUGACGUGACUAUUUCGACGUCCCCAUCUGUUUCUGGACAAUAUUUUCGCGUAGACUUUCGACUGCCUCUAACAGGCCGCGAUCCUGGGGUUUCCGAUGUCGGUUCGUCUGCCACACGCCUCCCGACACUCUUCCUUUCCUUUUGCCGCAUCCUCAUCGUUGUUCAAUGA